Trypanosoma rangeli is the source of this 891-nucleotide messenger RNA. Its product is annotated as mitochondrial carrier protein. Gene Ontology annotation, cellular component: mitochondrial inner membrane. The record is from RefSeq and is a predicted model, not a curated record. The coding region runs from base 1 to 891 and encodes 296 amino acids. Gene Ontology annotation, molecular function: S-adenosyl-L-methionine transmembrane transporter activity. The transcript has a single exon. NCBI's taxonomy places the organism in Eukaryota, Euglenozoa, Kinetoplastea, Trypanosomatida, Trypanosomatidae.
AUGGACUCCUUGGUUGCGGGGGGAGCCGCUGGUCUUGUGGUGGAUAUCACUCUUUACCCAAUCGACACCAUCAAAACACGCCUGCAGUCAAAGAGCGGUUUUUCACACGCCGGUGGGUUUCGUGGAGUGUACAAAGGCCUUAGUGCUGUCGCCAUUGGGUCGGUGCCUGGUGGUGCUGUCUUCUUUGUCGGCUACGAUCUCACGAAGCGGUCACUUUUGAAUGACGAUGCAGCGAACAGCCCUAGUACACUGCGUCGAUUGAUGUCGCAAGCCGUAGCUGCGAUGGCGGGCGAGACUUCAGCGUGCUUGCUACGCGUGCCCACGGAAAUGGUAAAGCAGCAACUCCAGGCGGGUCAUCACCAUAACAUUUACCGUGCACUGCUGCACAUAACGCAUAACACGCCGCCGGAUGUCAACUCAUCGGUGACACCUAAAGGAAUACGCUGGCUCGGUAUCCCGUGGCUUUUUACAGGCAUGCCUAUAAUGUUGCUACGUGAACUGCCGUUUGCCGUGGUGCAAAUGUCUUGCUACGAGGGACUUAAAGCAUGUCUCCACACGGAAGAGAGACCGCAGUAUUUGCCGGUGUGUGGGGCAUUGAGCGGUGGUACAGCGGCGUUUGUUACGACGCCACUGGAUGUGUUGAAGACGCGUAUUAUGCUUAGGCAGGUGGCGAGUUCGAAGCAUGCACCACUCGGUGGAAUUGCCGUGGUUCGUGCGGCAUUUUACGAGUUGUUGUGUGAACCGCCGCGAGCAUCAGACAAGUGGGGGAGGGCACAACGUUUUUUUAGGGGAGUUAUUCCACGCGUGAUGUGGAUUUCCAUCGGGGGAAGCAUUUUUUUUACUACGUACGAGACUGCGCGUCAUGGCUUCCAGUGGGUGAGGGCACCGUAA